GUCGACCGCGUGGCACUGCUGUUCACUUCCGUGUUGGAGGUCGCGGUACACACGUGAGGAGAGAAACAACUGGCGGACUGCUGCCGGUUUGUGUGCAGGAUGGACGGGAAGGAGAGGAAACAGAGGAAACACCAGCAGAAGCACAGCGGGCCGAAGGCGGACAAGAAGAAGCUCCGGAAGCAGGGAGGCUCGACGGAGGAAGAUGGUCGGAAGCGCAACCCCAAGGCCUUCGCGGUUCAGUCCGCCGUCCGCAUGGCCAAGACCUUCCACAGGGCACAGGACAUAAAGGCCAAAAAACACCACAUCCCCCUGGUGGACCGGACGCCCCUGGAACCCCCUCCGGUCGUGGUUGUCGUUGUCGGGCCCCCUAAGGUGGGAAAAAGCACCCUGAUCCGCUGCCUGAUCAAAAACUUCACCCGGCAGAAGCUGGGGGACAUAUGUGGACCCGUGACCAUCGUCUCCGGAAAGAAGCGUCGCCUCACUUUCAUGGAGUGUAACAAUGACAUAAACACUAUGAUUGACCUUGCAAAAGUAGCUGACCUGGUGUUGAUGUUGAUCGAUGCCAGCUUUGGCUUCGAGAUGGAGACCUUUGAGUUUCUCAACAUCUGUCAGGUACACGGAUUUCCACGCAUCAUGGGUGUGCUGACGCAUUUGGAUUCGUUCAAGAACAACAAGACACUGAGGAAGACUAAGAAAAACCUCAAACAUCGCUUCUGGACAGAGGUUUACCAGGGGGCCAAGCUGUUCUAUCUGUCUGGUAUGGUGUACGGUGAAUAUCAGAUUCAGGAAGUGAAGAACCUGGGCCGCUUCAUCUCCGUCAUGAAGUUUCGUCCUCUGGUGUGGCAGACCUCCCAUCCUUAUGUAUUGGUUGACCGUAUGGAAGACUUGACUGACCCGGAGAGAGUGAGAACGGAGCCCAAGUGCGACCGGACUGUGUCACUCUACGGCUACCUGAGAGGGACAAAUUUGAAAAACAAAGGCCAGGUCCAUGUCCCAGGUGUCGGAGACUUUCAGGUGGCGGACGUUAACUUCCUGCCCGACCCAUGCCCGCUUCCAGACGCCCAGAAGAAGCGAGCGCUCAACGAGAAGGAGCGUUUGCUCUACGCACCCAUGGCUGGGGUCGGGGGCGUCGUCUAUGACAAGGAUGCUGUGUACAUCGACCUUCCUGCCAACCAUGUCAAUCAGCAGCAGGAGGAGGUACGGCCCACCACAGAGCUCGUCCAGUCUCUCAUCGACACACACGCCACCCUGGAUGUCAAGAUGGCUGCCAGCAAAGUGACUCUGUUCAGCGGCUCCGCCACCCUGGACCCAGCAGACAUCGACCAGCAGACCGGAGAAAAGGAGGGUCCCCGUGAGAAGCUGGUCUGGGACCCCAACACCCAGAGAGAGAGGAGGGUGGUGGUCUUCUCUGAGGAGGGCCGAGAGGAGGAGGAGGAAGAGGAGGAGGAGGAUGAUGAUGAUGAUGAUGAUGAUGAUGUCGAUGAUGUCAGCGGUUCCAGUGAUGGUGAAGACAGUGACCAGGAGGAGGAGGAAAAGGACGAAGAUGAGGAUGAAGACGAGGAUAACCUUUCCACUUUUCUCAAAGAGGCAAGAGCCAAAUCUGAGCGGACAGAAAAGAACGGAAAAGGCAGCCCGCCACCAGUGAAGAAGCAGAAACUCGAGGAGAAAGGAGAGGUGCCAGUGUUCGCCGACAGUGAUGAUGACCUGGAGAGGAGUCAGGAGGAGAGUGAAGAAAAGGGGGAUGCAGGGAGAGCAGGAGACUCUGGACACUGUUCCGAGGAGGAUGAGGAAGCGAGUGACGAUGACGAUGAAGAUGACAAUGACGAAGAGUCUGACGACGAAUCGGUGGAAGAGGAGGAUGGUGCAGCUGAAGCUGCAGCGGAGGAACAAAUGAGGAGUGAGAGUGAGGGCGAGGAAGAGCAGGGGGCUCUGAGGUGGAAGGAUUGUCUGCAGCAGAAAGCAUCCGAAGCGUUUCUCCGGCAACAAGCAGCUGCCCCCAAUCUGAGAAAACUUGUCUACGGCUCAGUUGCAGAAGCAGGGGAUUCUGGGGAAGAUGAGGAGGAGGAGUUGGGGGGCCUGUUUCGAGUCAGUCGCCCUCAGAAGAGCAAAAAGUUCACGGCUAACUCGUUGGACUGCUCUCGUUUCGACCCUGAAACGUCCCACAACUGGGAUGGGGAGGAGAUGUUGAACUCCAUCAGGGACUGCUUUGUAACCGGGAAGUGGGAGGAAGGGCAAGAUGCAGCCACACUUCUGAAGGAGGAUGAGGAGCUGUAUGGCGACUUUGAGGAUUUGGAAACUGGAGAAGUCCACAAGGGCCAAAAGGAGCAGCAGGAUGACGCUGAGAACAGUGAGGAGGAGGAGGAGGAUAACGAUGAAGCUGAGGAGAGUCUGGUGAAGGUGGAUGACGAUGAGCUCCAGAAGAACAAGCGUAUGGAGAAGAAACGCAGACUGAAGGAGCGAUUUGAUGCAGAAUAUGACGACGGAGACGCAACUUACUUUGAUGAUCUGAAGGAGGAGAUGCAGAAACAGGCUGAGCUGAACAGAGCAGAGUUUGAGGAUGUGGACGACGAAAUCAGAGUGCAGUACGAAGGCUUCCGGCCAGGAAUGUACGUCAGAUUAGAAAUCUCCUCUCUCCCCUGUGAAUUUGUUAACAACUUCGAUCCCCACUACCCUAUCAUCCUCGGAGGUCUGGGCUCCAGUGAAGGCAACAUAGGGUACCUGCAGGUGCGGCUAAAGAAACACCGUUGGUAUGAGCGCAUCCUUAAGACACGGGACCCCCUCAUCAUGUCCUUAGGCUGGAGGCGCUUCCAGACCAUUCCCCUCUACCACAUCGAGGAUCACAACGGGCGCCACCGCCUGCUCAAAUACACACCGGAGCACAUGCACUGUGGAGCCUCCAUCUGGGGUCCUAUCACACCACAGGGUACCGGCUUCCUGGCUCUGCAGUCAGUGGCAGGAACUAAAGCUAAUUUCCGUAUCGCAGCCACAGGAGUCAUCCUGGACCUGGAUAAAUCAGUGACCGUAGUGAAGAAGCUCAAACUCAUCGGCCAUCCCUACAAAAUCUUUAAGAACACGUGUUUCAUCAAGGGCAUGUUCAACACAGUGCUGGAGGUAGCAAAAUUUGAAGGGGCUUCUGUGCGGACAGUGUCAGGGGUCAGAGGUCAGAUCAAGAAGGCUCUGUCUACCCCAUUAGGAGCUUACAGAGCCACAUUUGAGGACCGUCUGCUCAUGAGUGACAUCGUGUUCCUGCGCUCCUGGUUUCCAGUGACUGUUCCUCAGCUCUACAACCCCGUCACCUCUCUGCUGUUGCCGGUCGGUGCGAAGGACGGCUGGGCGGGCAUGAGGACUCUGGGGCAGCUCAAAUAUGACCUGGGCAUCCGCAACAAACCCAACACCGACUCUCUGUACAAGCCGGUUGUCCGAGGCCAAAGGCACUUCAACCGCCUCCACAUCCCCAAGGAGCUCCAGAAGGCCCUGCCGUUCAAAAGCAAACCCAAACAGCAGCAGCCCAAAGGAAAGACGCCCAGAGACAUGCAGCGUCCAAGUGUGAUCAGAGAGCCCAGCGAGAGGAAGGUGGCGGCCCUGCUCCAAGCUCUGACCACAGUUCACAACCACAAGAAGAAGAAGGCCCACACGAUGCAGCACACCAAACACAAGGAGUUCUUGCAACAGAAGGAGAAACAGGAGGUGGCCAAGCUGAAGAGACAGAAAGAGGCACGGAAAAAACUGUACCGAGUCAUGGGCCAGAAAGACCAGAAGAAGCAGAGGUCCAGUCUGAAGGGGGCGCCACAGGACGACUGACCCUGUGCAUCAGGACUAAUGAGGCACACCUCUAUCUGCUCCUGGGACUCUUAGGAUCUUUUUGAUAACUUUGGCAGAUUCAUUUUUAGAAUAUUUGUGUUUGUGUAUUGAAAUGAAACUUAGCGAGAAAUAAAAAUGUACGUGACAUUUUGAUAUUAUUUUAAUAAAACAUAUUAAUAAUAACCAAAAAAUGUGA
Scophthalmus maximus (turbot) is the source of this 3997-nucleotide messenger RNA. RefSeq names its product BMS1 ribosome biogenesis factor (gene bms1). Gene Ontology annotation, biological process: maturation of SSU-rRNA from tricistronic rRNA transcript (SSU-rRNA, 5.8S rRNA, LSU-rRNA); endonucleolytic cleavage of tricistronic rRNA transcript (SSU-rRNA, 5.8S rRNA, LSU-rRNA); ribosome biogenesis. The transcript has 23 exons. The record is from RefSeq and is a predicted model, not a curated record. Lineage: Eukaryota; Metazoa; Chordata; Actinopteri; Pleuronectiformes; Scophthalmidae. Gene Ontology annotation, molecular function: U3 snoRNA binding; GTP binding; GTPase activity. The coding region runs from base 100 to 3801 and encodes 1233 amino acids. Gene Ontology annotation, cellular component: 90S preribosome; nucleus.